GACUUGCCAUUGGUGGACCGGGCCGACCCGGAAGGGUGGAUGCUCGCGGCUGGAGUGCGGAGAAAGCCGGGUGGCGGGAACUUUUUACGGAAAGAAAUUUGGAUCUCUAAUUCAGUGUUGGAAUGGCAUCUGUUUCAGCUCUAACUGAGGAAUUGGAUUCGGUGAACAAUGAGCUACAUGCAGUAGACAUUCAAAUUCAGGAACUUCUGGAGAGGCAACAAGAGCUUACUCAGAAAAAAAACAUCCUAACAAACAGAAUAAAGCAGUGUUUGGAGGAUUCUGAUGCUGGGGGAAGCAAUGAAUGUGAUUCUUCACCUGCCUCUUGGAAUAAAGAAGAUUUUCCAUGGUCUGAUAAAGUUAAAGAUGUUCUGCAAAAUGUCUUUAAACUGGAGAAGUUCAGACUGCUUCAGCUUGAAACUAUUAAUGUAACAAUGUCUGGAAAGGAUGUAUUUCUUGUUAUGCCUACAGGAGGUGGAAAGAGCUUAUGCUACCAGUUACCAGCAUUAUGUUCAGAUGGUUUUACACUUGUGAUUUGCCCAUUGAUUUCUCUUAUGGAAGACCAAUUAAUGGUUUUAAAACAAUUAGAAAUUUCAGCUACUAUGUUAAAUGCUUCUAGUUCUAAGGAGCAUGUGAAAUGGGUUCAUGCUGAAAUGGUAAAUAAAAACUCCACGCUAAAGCUAAUUUAUGUGACUCCAGAGAAAAUUGCAAAAAGCAAAAUGUUUAUGUCAAGACUAGAGAAAGCCUAUGAAGCAAGGAGAUUUACCCGAAUAGCUGUGGAUGAAGUUCACUGCUGUAGUCACUGGGGUCAUGAUUUCAGACCUGAUUAUAAGGCACUUGGUAUCUUAAAGCGCCAGUUCCCGAACACAGCACUGAUUGGGCUGACUGCGACCGCAACCAGUCAUGUUUUGAAGGAUGCUCAAAAAAUACUGUGUGUUGAGAAGUGUUUUACUUUUACAGCUUCUUUUAAUCGGCCAAAUCUUUAUUAUGAGGUUCGUCAAAAGCCUUCAAACACUGAAGAUUUUAUUGAGGAUAUUGUAAAGGUCAUUAAUGGGAGAUACAAAGGGCAAUCAGGAAUCAUUUAUUGCUUUUCUCAGAAGGACUCUGAGCAAGUUACAGGUAGUUUACAGAAAUUGGGAAUUCGUGCAGGUGCAUACCAUGCCAAUAUGGAACCAGAAGAUAAGACCAAGGUUCACAGAAGAUGGUCAGCCAAUGAAAUUCAGGUAGUAGUGGCAACGGUUGCAUUUGGUAUGGGAAUUGAUAAGCCAGAUGUGAGAUUUGUUAUUCAUCAUUCAAUGAGUAAAUCUAUGGAAAAUUAUUACCAGGAGAGUGGUCGUGCAGGUAGAGAUGACACAAAAGCGGACUGUAUUUUGUACUAUGGCUUUGGAGACAUAUUCAGAAUCAGUUCAAUGGUGGUGAUGGAGAAUGUGGGGCAACAAAAGCUUUAUGAGAUGGUGUCAUACUGUCAAAACAUAAGCAAAUGUCGCCGUGUAUUGAUAGCUCAACAUUUUGAUGAAGUAUGGAACUCAGAAGCGUGCAACAAAAUGUGUGAUAAUUGCUGCAAAGACAUUUCAUUUGAAAGAAAGAAUGUAACAGCCUACUGCAGAGAUCUAAUCAAAAUCCUGCAGCAGGCAGAGGAAAUGAAUGAAAAGCUCACUCCACUGAAACUGAUCGAUUCUUGGAUGGGAAAGGGAGCAGCAAAAUUGAGAGUAGCAGGUGUUGUUCCUCCCACACUCCCUCGUGAAGACCUGGAGAAAAUUAUUGCGCACUUUCUUCUACAGCAGUAUCUUAAAGAAGACUACAGUUUUACAGCUUACGCUACCAUUUCCUAUUUGAAAACAGGACCUAAAGCUCAUCUUCUGAACAACGAGGCGCAUGUUAUUACUAUGCAAGUAAAGAAGUCCACGCAGACCUAUUUCAGGAUUGAAUCAUCUCAAACUUGUUAUUCUGAAGGAUCUGAUAAAAAGAAGGAAGGAAAAAAUUCGGGCAACUUCCAGAAGAAAUCUGCAAACAUACUUCAGCAAUCUGAUACUAAGAAUACAGGGGCUAAGAAAAGAAAAAUUGAUGAUGCAUGAGAUGAAUGUUUCUAAAUUUUCCAAGAAAACAGUUUAUGCAUGCAUGCACCAUUAUUUUUGUAGCUUAAACUUUAAGACACUUUCAUUAAUAUUUUAUAUAUGUGAAGCUGUAUUUUAAGAACUUCUCUCUAAAGUAUUGGAGACUUGAGAAUUUGAGAACUUUUGAAAAUUUAAGAGCAUGAACUGCAUACAUUUACAGUGUGAAAUGAGGGGAAAAAUAAAUUUUUAAUGUAAAACCCUUUAAAUGUAAAAUAGUUAAGGGAGUAAGUUCACAUAACUAUCUUAAGCUCUUUAUGCCUUGUAAUUUUUUUUUUUGACAGAACUAUCUUUUGACAGCAGUGUUGUUGUACUGAGAAUUUUACAUAGGCUCAUCACAAAGAGUACCCUCAGGUUAAAACAGAUGUAGAAUCCACACAAAAAGAGUAAUAAGGUAUCAAUACUAAUAUUAGUAAGAUGGCGAUGUCUCUAUUUAAGUAAAAUAAAACUAAGCUUGAAACCAUA
Molecule: messenger RNA, 2573 nt
Organism: Myotis lucifugus (little brown bat)
Lineage: Eukaryota; Metazoa; Chordata; Mammalia; Chiroptera; Vespertilionidae
Gene: RECQL
Product: RecQ like helicase
Exons: 15
Coding region: 123-2072 (649 amino acids)
Biological process (GO): double-strand break repair via homologous recombination
Cellular component (GO): chromosome; cytoplasm
Molecular function (GO): nucleic acid binding; ATP binding; four-way junction helicase activity
Source: RefSeq, a predicted model, not a curated record